Messenger RNA from Macrosteles quadrilineatus (aster leafhopper), 5457 nucleotides. It is a transcript of the gene ebo, whose product is annotated as exportin-6-A. Gene Ontology annotation, molecular function: nuclear export signal receptor activity. Gene Ontology annotation, biological process: protein export from nucleus. The coding region runs from base 148 to 3009 and encodes 953 amino acids. NCBI's taxonomy places the organism in Eukaryota, Metazoa, Arthropoda, Insecta, Hemiptera, Cicadellidae. The transcript has 17 exons. The record is from RefSeq and is a predicted model, not a curated record.
GUGCUGUUUUGUUUGUAGCAUUAAAUUGUGAAGAUAACUGGAAGAAUCUGGAAUACAAAAUACGUAAUAAAUAAUAAUUGCUCAUAUAUUUAUGUGUAUGGUUCUAGUUUAUUUUAAUUUACUCUCCAUGAAGUAUGCGCCAUUAACAUGGAUGACUGUCGAAACUCGUUAGAAGCACUUGAAAAGCUACUAAACGAGUUUUUCAGUCCUGGAACAUCCAACGAGAGACAACGAGAAUUAGAGAAUAUCCUAAGUACUUUCUCCGGCAGACCAGAAUCAUGGAGGUUGUGUCUCCAGUUUUUGACAUUAACCAGCAACCAGUAUGUUGCCAUGUACUGCCUGGCAACUAUAGAGUCUGUGAUAACCAAGCGCUGGUUGGUACUACUGACAGAGGAGAAGUCAGAACUAACAUCUCUACUGUACAAACAUCUACUGGCUCGACAUACAGAGUUCCCUCACUUCAUACGCAACAAACUGCUCAAACUUAUAGUAGACAUCGCACGUUAUGACUGGCCGCACUUUUAUCCUGACUUCUUCAUGAAUAUCUGCAAAAUGAUCCAAGAUCCCAACACCACAGUUCUGGGGCUCAGCUUCCUUCAGACAGCCUCGGAAGAACUGAUUUGUCCUCGUGAAGAUCUCAGCGUUUGUCGCAAGGACGAACUCAAACGACUGUUCACUGCUCACAUUCCAAAUGUUUUUAAAAUAAUUUGCGAUGUAUUGGAAGGAGUCAAAGAAGGUAGAAGCAGUCAGGCUGUAGGAGCUGCGGCCCUACAAGCUGUGUGUCACUUAUUCUCAUGGGUCCCUCUACAGUCACAGGCCACACAUUCUGCUCUUCUUGCUCUGGUUUUCCACUUCACCUGCACUCCGGACAACCUGGGAGUGUGUGCGUUGGCCGUCCUCAACGAGGUGUUGUACAAGAACUGUGUGCCACACUCUCUGCUGCCCUCAGUGUUUGUCGUCUGCACUCAGAACCACCAGCUGUUACACCUGGUCCUGCAGCAGAGCGAUCUCGCCAACAUUGAUGAGAACUACAUCAACAAGUUGACAGAAAUGUCUCACCUAUGUCUAUCCAAACAUUGGCACCGGAUAGAACAGAACCAUCUGUUCCCUGUCAACGACUUCCUGUACGCCUUGUAUCAGUACACUUUCCGUCAACCCACUGUGACUACGUACUACGCUUGUCUGGAGGUGUGGACAUCGCUGCUUGACUAUCUAGCGGACAAGGAUGCUGUGCAUAUACACAAGUAUGAAGAAUUUGCAACCGCUCUGGUUGAAGCCGUCAUAAAAAAAAUGAAAUCAGAUCUGGACUUGGACGAUGAGAAAACUGACGAUGAUGAGGAAACAGAACGCCAGGUGUUCAUCAGGCACAACAUCGAGGUGAUAGGAAAGAUUGGAGACAUCGUACCAAUGGCCACCUGUUCCAGAGUUGUGGACGCGUGGCAAAAGUGUUGUGCAGCCUACAGCAAGCUGUUGUUCGCCACAGAGCCGCCCCAGCCUGGCCCCGAGCUGCGCAGAGUGUUGUUGGACUGUGCAGCCCUCACGCAGACUGUUGGUCACAUCCAUGGCCACCUGUCGGGCACCAUGAACCUGUCCAUGAGUCUCAGUGGUCUGGCUGUGGCCGCCAGCCGGACGGUGUUGCAUGAAAAAGUUACCGACCCGGACACUGUUAAGCUGCUAGUGGCUGUACAUGCCGAGGUGAUUGCUGCACUGCCCACCUGGCUCAGUACUGAACAUGUCAACACAGCUGUGGAGGCUUGUCUACCUCUGCUGCAGUCACAACACACUGUUGUCAAGCUACAGCUGUGUGCUGCUCAUCUGCUAGCAGCUCUAGCCAACAAGAAGUUCUCUCCUCACCCUCUGCCCACAUUGCUGCCGUUGUUCCAGACAAACCUCGGUCACCUGAACCAAGAGACUCAGACACUGGUCCAAAGUGCGUUGUGUCGUAUCUUGAUGACUUGCCCACCAGACAUACAGACGGAAGAGCAGCGUCUUGAGCUGAUGACCAACCUGGUCAAGUCCAUGAUGCCCAGCGGCACACAGGACUUGCGACAGAUCACUGCACUGCUUGUACACUGUAAGCCUGAGAACAAACAAGCCAAGCAGCUGCUGUACUCUGCACUACAGCCAGUGUUGGAGAACGUGAUUGCGGAAUUCCCGGUCAGAAUGAAUACAGAGCCACAAGUUUGUGAUCAGAUGUUAAGCUUUUUCUUGGAAGCUUUUCGAGCUCUCCAAGAACAUAUCGGAGCUGACAUGACUCAACGUGCUGUUGAGACUUUCAUCAAUGCCUUCCGCAGUGUGGACAUCAUCACUAGAGAGUGUGGUGUUGACAAGCUCCUACAACUGCUUGUGUUGAUUGUAGAGCAAGCAUCAGGCAUCUUCAAGCAGUUCAUCCCCUCAUGUGUCACACUCUGUCUGGACCACAUCUACCCUGCAGUCUACAACAGCCCCAACUCUAAUAUCAAACCUUGCCUGUUUCAUCUGUUGUACAGUAUUCUGCUACACAAGUGGCAGUACUUCUACAGUGGCAGUGUUGCCGACGGAGAGCCCGAGCUGCAGAAUGGACAUCAGUUGGCUGCCAUACUGCAAGCGUUUGGAGAGUCACUCAUGCAGAACGACAUCACACUGUUCUCUCAGAAUCUGCAAGCUCUUGAGAUACUCAACCUGCAGUGGAAGUUGUACCAGCGGGAGCUGUUCCGCACCCAGUUUCUGCCAGAAUAUCUGACUCUGCUGUUGAACACACUGAUCUUGAAAACCCACGCUCUGAGAGCUGACGAGAUAGCGACUGCAAUCUACAACAUGGCUACUGUGGACUUUGAAACAUUCUAUUUGUUUUUCCUUCCACACUUCCUGGACCAUACUACCGGCUUGGACAGUAACCAACGAAUGGUGCUGCGGCGCAACAUGAAGGCUGAUCAGGAUCUGCCAACUUUUAUCCAAAAUGUUCACCGGUUGGCCAACGACAUUCGCUGUUAUCGUCUCUGUAACGGAACAAACCCAGCCGCCUCAUGAUCUGUGAUACAAUCUGUGUAAAGUGCCAUCUUUUCUUUCUUUUGCGUUCUUAUUCUCUUAUCUAUUAUUUCUUUCCUAAAAAGUAUUUAUAAAAAAAACUAUAUGUAAUUAAUUAUUUUCUAGGGCAUCAGUUUGUCUAUUUUAUCAUAGACAAAAAGAAUUAAAUAUAGACUGUCAGCCGUGCUGUGGUUACCAUGGUUACCAUAGGUUCCGGCGCACACCGCUGUAGUUUACGUAGCACGUACACCGUAAAUACAUGGCGCUCCAAGCGGUGUGCGCCAGAAGCUAUGGUAACCACAGCACAGCUGACGGUCUAUAUUUAACUCUUUUUGUCUAUGAUUUUAUUUACUUGCAUGUUGCAUUUCGUACAAUCAAAUUUCUGAAUUAUGUUUUCAUUUUCGUUAUGUGCUUUGUUUUAUAUUUGUUUUUUACAUGUUAUAUUUUACUUUAUUUAUAUAUAAUACAGAUCAUUAUCAACCAUAUUUUACCAAGAAUCACUGAUUAGUUGAAGAAUAAGUUGAAGAUUUUUAGUAUUACUUUAUUUAUUUAGUAACAAUAAACUAUUGCGUAUACAUUUUUUCAAAACAUGGUAUGGAUGUGUAAUUUCUCAAGCUGUCAACCCACACGGUUUCAAAUUCAUUCAAUAUUUUUCUUGUAUGUUGUGCAGUAAUUCAGUGUAUUUGUGUUUUAAAUUGCGCCGAACAAUUGAUAUUGAAUCAUUUUUAUUUUUUAUCCCCCAACCACACUUCCUGUUUUAUAUUAUUUGUUGAGUUUUUAACGUACUUCAGGUUUUACUCUACUUAUUAAGACCAAAGAUUUAGUGAAUUGCAUUUUACUAUGGUUGUACUUAACCAAAACCUCUUUCUUACAGAUUAAACAAACUCACAAGUGGAAAGCAAAAAUAAAUUAACUAUUACAUAUAUCUUUUUAUACAAGUUUCAAUAUGAGUUUUGGAGUACAUUUAAUGUUUAACCUAAUCUAAAAGAGUGUUUUUAUUGUUAAUAGUCUGGUUUUCUUUCAGGGUAUUUCAAAUUAACAUUAGUUCAAAAGCAAUAACAUAAAAAUGGGCGACACUACAUUUUUAAAUUGUGUCAGUCUGUAAAACCAGAAACUGUUAACAUCACAGGUGGAUAUUCAACUAUAACAUGUAUAUAUGUGAUGUUAAGCAGGCAUAUUCCUGUCUUAAAUUAUGUAGAUCUUACUGAUAGAUUAUCUUUGAUCUUCUUCUUCUUAAAUAUCUUGAUACAUUCUUCUUAUUUGUCGUACAUUAACAAUAAUACCUAGAUUUCUAAAAUAUGUAGAAAAAUAUUGGUAUUUAUAGCUUUACUAUAGCCAAUAAUAAAUUACUGCCUUGUUAUUAAUUUAGAAGAAAAAAAGGUCAAGGAUUUUACAAUGCUCAACAUUCAAUUUGUGUUUAUUUUUUCAUGCUCUCUUCUAUAGUUACCACUUUUUGAGGCGUUUUAAAAGACAUAUUAUUUCAAGAUAAUGUAAUGUUUUUUGUUUGAUAACGUUUCUGUAAACGCUAAAAUAAAUGUAUUAUUUAUUUAAAAAUCAAUGUACAAUGAAGAUAUUUUAUCUUGAAAGUUAAGUGUCUAAUAGUUAAGGCUAAAGAUGUUGAUCAAAAUUAUCUACUAUUUUAUUUUGACAAAUCUAAAAAACUACUAUACAAACCUUAAAUAGGUUUUUGUAAUGUACUAUUUUCAUUUAUUACAGUUCAGAAUAUACAUUUAUAGUGAACCGUUAUAAAAAAUUGAGGAACUUAUCAAAGCUCAAGAAUGCACAAGUUAAGUUCAAUGUUUUACCAUCUCUCUCUCCUCACUGUUAUUUUUUUGCUGUGCAGGUUUUGGUUUUUACUUUCAUAUCCUGAAUGUAAGUUUCUGAUGUUGUAGUUCAAAUCACAAUAUUUUUUUCUGGAUAUAGUUUACAGGUGUAUAUCUGACCAAGUUAGCUGUAGUGUUUUUCAAAUUGCUGAGAAGUUACUUGCAAACAUUGUCAGCUACCUACCGUAGCUGUGAUUAUGAAAACAUUAGGUCUAUGCUGUAGCAAUAUUGAGUCAAAUCUCUGUGUUGCCAAAUCUAUUUUGCCUUUCCAGUGGUGCGACUGUUCUUACCAAGGGACUAAUAAAACAGGCCAUGCUGCAGGAUCCAUGAUGUCACAUUUGUGGAUAGAUUUACUACCAUAUCCCAUAUGUUUUAGGUAAAUAAGCUGGCUUUUUACGUGUGGCAACUUUAGUACAACUAUCCACCACUGUGACAUAGUGUUGUGCUGCCGCAUGGCCUGUUUUUCUAGUGAGGCCUUGCUCUUACUCAUCAAAUUUGCUAUUGAUACGUCUAAUUUAUGGAUUUUAAGACUGUAGACAGACAAAAGGAACAACAAAAAUAUACCAACCUGUUUUCUGUUUCAAUGUUAUAUGACUACGAAUACAGUCAAAUUGUCAUGCAUAUAAUA